This is a messenger RNA of Hypoxylon fragiforme, 1503 nucleotides long. RefSeq names its product Bicupin, oxalate decarboxylase/oxidase. The transcript is spliced from 4 exons. Bases 1 to 1503 code for a protein of 500 amino acids. The record is from RefSeq and is a predicted model, not a curated record. Lineage: Eukaryota; Fungi; Ascomycota; Sordariomycetes; Xylariales; Hypoxylaceae. Gene Ontology annotation, biological process: oxalate metabolic process.
AUGAGAUACUCAAGCAGUCUUCUGAGUGCUGGACUCGUCCGCUUGGCCCUCGGCCUUCCAGCGCCCCAGAUGACGUACGAGGAAAACACGGGCAGCGUCGGUGGCGUCGACCCGCCCAUCCCCACCUACUCCGGCGCCCCCGUAGGCGACCUGCGGGGGUCGACCAACCUGCAAGGCGGCAUCGCGUCGCGGCCACCCGUAUCCGGGGGCGACUCUGCCGCCGUCGCAGACCCGGAGCUAGUGAACGGCCAAGAAGCGGACGGCAAGCUGGGGCUGUACCUCGACUUCGAGAGCGCGACGUACCCGAACGGGCCGCAGCCGAUCCGGGGCGACCGGGGCAACACGGACCCGGGCCCGCGGACGUACGAGUACGAGAGGCUGAACCCGGACAUCUACGCGCCGCCCGAGACGGACCAGGGCACGGUGCCGCAGUCCAUGUGGCCCCUGGGCCUGAGCCGGAACCUGUUCGGCACGGGCAAGGAGUCGGGGUGGACGAGGCAGCAGAACCAGGAUAACCUCCCCGUGGCGUCGGCGAUGGCGGGGGUCGAUAUGCGGCUUGCGCCGAAUGCGUAUCGGGAGCUGCAUUGGCAUACGGCUGGUGAAUGGGCCCUAGUCCUAAAGGGCUCAGUCCGCGUCGCAGCCAUGGACGAGAACGGCGCGACCUUCGUCGACGACGUGACUGCGGGCGACGUGUGGUUCUUCCCGCAGGGGGUGCCCCACAGCCUGCAGGCGCUGCACGACGGCUGCGAGUUCCUGCUCGUGUUCGACAGCGGCACCUUCUCCGAGUCCAACACCUUCCUCGCCACCGAGAUGCUCCUGCGCACGCCCAAGUCCGUCUGGGCCAAGGACCUUGAGACCGAUGUCAGCGAGCUUGAUGAUAUUCCGCAGGAUGAGAAAUACAUCUUCAACGGCACCCCCGCCCCCUCCAACAUAACCCUCCAAAACAUCACCUCCCCCUCCGCCGGGUCCCUGUGGGGGUCAACGGGGUACACCUACCACUGGUCGCAGCAAGCCCCCCACACGACCCCCGGCGGCACCGUCAAGAUCCUCGACCCCGCCACCUUCCCCAUCGCCUCGCACUUCUCCGCCGCCCUCGUCGUGCUCUCGCCGGGCGCCAUGCGCGAGGUCCACUGGCACACCGCCAGCGACGAGUGGAGCUACUUCCUGCAGGGCGCGGCGCGCAUCACCGUGUACGGCGCGCCCGCCGCCUCGCAGACCUUCGACUUCACCGCGGGGGACGUCGGGUACAUACAGCGGGCCGCGGGCCACUACGUCGAGAACACGGGCGACGAGGACGUCGUCUUCCUCGAGGUGCUGCUCGCGGACAGGUUCGCCGACGUCAGCGCCGCCCAGUGGCUCGCGCUCACGCCGCGCCAGGUCGUCAAGGACACCCUGAAUCUGUCCGACAAGGUCCUGGAUGCCUUGCCGAGGGAGAAGACGCUGAUUAAACCGGGGAACUCGAAUAUGACUGCGCUCGCUGGUGGUGGUGAUGGGAAGAAUUAA